This is a messenger RNA of Peronospora farinosa, 2028 nucleotides long. The record is from the annotation of a GenBank genome assembly. Lineage: Eukaryota; Oomycota; Peronosporomycetes; Peronosporales; Peronosporaceae.
AUGCGUGCUUCGUCACGCUCGACUCUACGACAUUGGGACGCAGAAGACGACGCCAAUCACCCCGACAAUAAUAUAUUCCUUUCGACAAGUGAUCUAUUUACGACACAGCAGCAUUUACCACGCUACCCCAUACAAAGCCGUCGUCCCAUGAGCCGUUGGCCUCCACCCAUGGAGACACAAGCAUCAAUAGGGUUUACUGAUUGGCCCUUUGAUGAAUCGUCGGAUUCUCGAGUUCCUCCUUCUACCUCGUUCAUGGACAUUAGGGAGGUCCGCUCUAGGACGGUAAAAAGAGCAGCUGCACAUGGAUUCAGAGCACCCUCGUCGGUCUCUGGAUAUUUUGAAGGCAGCCAAUUUGACUCGGAUCACUCAGACGGCUUACAAAGCUCGGAAGACUACAAGACUGUCAGGGCUUUCCGGAUGGACUAUGAGAUGGAGCCACGACACAGUCAGGUCCAGUUACAACGCUCAUACCAACAGAUACAGUACCAGCAAUCCAUGCAACAAGAAUUUGGAGGUGACUCAUUGACAUCGCAGCUUCAUAGACGAACACCCAAUCACCCGGCAGAGCAUGGGUUUUACGCUCGAGAAACAAGAGCGAGAGAGCCUUUAAGUAACAUGCCGUUUGAACCACCUCGACGCAUAUCUAGAAACAUGCUGGACCCUGGAUCUUCGUCCUUUGGUUCACGUUCUAACGACUUGGUACGAGAUGUCCGCGCGAGAGAGAUGCAAAACCGACGUUACAAUGCAUUCGAUCCUUCGUUCACACGCAGUUCUAGAUUUGGACCACCGAUAGACGGAAUGCCACUGGAGCCAGCCACGCUAGACAUGUAUCCGGAUGAAGACGAGUCCUAUACUGCUACAGCGUCCAUGUUUCGACAACGUGAGUAUGCACAGGCGUCGGUUCCCUCUCGGCAGCGAGUGCACCACCAAAUGCUGAGAAGGCCCCAAUAUGGCGAACGCCUGACCGAUGACGAAAUGGUAAUGACAGGUAGACGGUCAUUCCAGGAUUCAGACUUGCCUCGGGACCGACGUGAGACCGCAGAUCAAGCACUGUAUGAAGAUCUGGUUCCUACGCCUACGUGUGCCGCUUUAUCCCGUAGUAAUGACUAUGAAAAUGUGUUACCGACUGGUGCCGGCGAUGGCAUUGUCGAUCUGCCUUCUAGCCGACAACGGUCAAGUCAAUCGAUUAUGCGUCUGCAGAAGACGAAGAGACAGCGACCAUAUAACCCGCCGAUCCAUAAUCCUGCAGAAGAGCCGGCACAGCAAGCGUCAGAGGCGAAGAGGGCUAUCGCCAAGAUACCUGCUGCUGCUUCUACUGCCUCGUCUCAAAGUGAAAAGGAGGGGGAGGACCAAUGCAAGCGCCGAUGUGGACGUAAGAGUAUGAAUUACUCAUCUGAGCAGAAGCGCGAGCGUAACCGUGCAGCUGUAAAAAAGUGCCGACAGCGUCAGGCUCUGAAACUGGAGUAUUUGCAGCACAAGGCGGAGUCGCUGGCAGCGGAGAACCAGGCUCUCUCGGAAAUGCUGGUCAAAAACACGGAGUUGAAUGAGGGACAGCGCGUUUCGUUGAAGCGCGGCAUUCAAAUGGAUAUUUUGUUAAAGAUCAAGGAAAUUUUUACGCAAAGUCUGCCUAAGGACUUUGUACUUGAUGCGGACUCAAUUUGGGACUUGAAUUCAGUGCUGGCCGUAUCGAUGCCGUCGCGCUGCUACUAUGGCAUUGAGAGCAUCAAGGACUUUUGGCGUACCUCUUUGCGCAUGCGCAACAAAGGCAAGAUCCGUUCGUUCUGGGCGUGGCUGUUCCGCCUUCCACCAGGUGACCGCUUUUCGGAGUUUGAGAUCCACUCUUUCUCACCAAUAUCCAACCUAUACUUUAUCUCAUGGACCACUAAGUCGACUCCGCCCCUCACUGGUACCAUGGCAAUCAUGUUUGGCAAUGGCCACCGAGUGACACUUCACGUCGAAUGCUUUGGCUGGCUUAUUUGGCGCUACCUGCUUACGAAUAAGCCGUUUCCGGAACCAUCGAUUGAGUGA